Camellia sinensis is the source of this 1560-nucleotide messenger RNA. NCBI's taxonomy places the organism in Eukaryota, Viridiplantae, Streptophyta, Magnoliopsida, Ericales, Theaceae. The record is from RefSeq and is a predicted model, not a curated record.
AUGAAGGGGGAACGAUUAAGGUUGACAGGUUCUAAAAAGUGUGGAUGUCCAUUUCUAUUAAGGGGGGAAAAAUUACCUACAAAUGAUGAGUGGAUGUUGCAUGUCUUAUGUGGAGUGCACAAUCAUCCGUCUGCUGAACAUCUUGAAGGGCACUCAUUUGCUGGCAGAUUAUCUAAAGAGGAAACAUCCUUAUUAGUUGACAUGUCGAAGAGUAUGGUGCGACCAAAAGAGAUAUUGGUUACAUUGAAACAAAGGAAUGCCUUUAAUGCGACAACAAUUAAGACAAUCUACAACGCACGUCAUCGACAUCGAGUAGUACAGAGGGCGGGAAGAUCACAAAUGCAACAACUAUUGGGGCAAUUGGCGAUUCAAAAUUAUGUUGAGUGCCAUCGAUGUGAUGAUAGAGAGAUAGUGACUGACUUGUUCUGGGCACACCCAGUUAGUUUGGAGUUGUUACGUGCAUUUCCACAUGUGUUGAUUAUGGAUUGCACAUACAAGACUAAUAGGUAUCGACUCCCUCUCUUAGAGAUUGUUGGGGUAACAUCAACGGACUUGACUUUUUCAGUUGCUUUUGCUUAUCUUGGUCAUGAACGGGAGGACAACUAUACAUGGGCUUUAGGCGUAUUGCGUACUAUUAUGGAGAAUACUGCUUUUCCAAAAGUCGUUAUUACAGAUAGGGAGUUGGCUUUGAUGAAAGGCAUAGCAAAAGUUCUACCUAUGGCCACUAAUCUUUUAUUUAGAACAGAAACAGAAUUCAAUGAACAAUUUUCCACUAUGAAGACUGAAUGUAGCACGUAUCCCGAAGCUAUUAAGUAUGUUACUACCAAUUGGUUAGAGCCAUACAAGGAAAAAUUUGUUGCAGCUUGGACAGAUAGUAAUAUGCAUUUCGGAAAUACUACUACAAACAAUUUGGACAAAAUAUUAGUAGCGACAAAGAGAUCGAAUAGUGUGGGAAUAGAUGUUAUUGCAUGUGGCUGCAUUUUGAGACGUACACAUGGAUUGCCAUGUGCACAUGAAAUAGCUGAGUAUUUUCAACAAGGUCGACCGAUUCCUCUCUCGUGCGUAAAUCCUUAUUGGAGGAAGUUAGAUAUGUUUCCAGUUUUAGAAAGUGCUUUUGUGAAAUUGGAUUGCAAAACAGAGACUGAUUUUUUUAUUGAGAAAUUCCAAACAAUUGACGAGACGCAACAAGGUGUUACCAUCUCAACUGCACCAAUUCGUAAGCAAGUGCAACGGAAGAAGGCAAAAAAAGAUAAUGUUUGUAUGACGCAGUCAACAAAUCGUAUCUCUUACUUCGAACAAUUUUCGAAGAAGUUGAGACCAUAUAUCCGUCACAUAAAAGAUGUACAAGCAGAUGGCAAUUGUGGUUUCAGGGCAAUAGCUGGAUUGAUUGGUUUAGGUGAAGAUGAUUGGCAACAAGUUAGGCGCAAUUUGUUGACUGAGUUGCAUUCGAAUGUUUAUCUGCAACCUGGUCAUCCAGUACCCCCGAUAGUAAAUAAUUGGAUUCGUUUUCAUCACCCAUGUGCUAUUGGAUGGGAGAAAGCAUAUACUAUCCGUAUUUAG